Messenger RNA from Cantharellus anzutake, 2523 nucleotides. RefSeq lists its product as uncharacterized. The record is from RefSeq and is a predicted model, not a curated record. The coding region runs from base 1 to 2523 and encodes 840 amino acids. The transcript has 7 exons. NCBI's taxonomy places the organism in Eukaryota, Fungi, Basidiomycota, Agaricomycetes, Cantharellales, Hydnaceae.
AUGCCGAGGCAUAAGCCUGUAAUUCCUCGCCUUACUACCUCUCCUGUAAAAAAGUAUCACCCGUAUAAUUUAAGCAAACCCAAAAAAUAUGUGGAUCUCCUUGGUGGCCAGUCUGCACCUGAAUCCAAACCCUCAAUGUGCAAAAAGAAAGGACAUGAGCGCAUUCCAACCGCUGAAGUCCCCAUUCCCCAGCCAUCGCGACGUGUCGAGAUAGCAAACGCCAGUGGCACCGUGAUGACCCAACGCUGGGGGCCUGGAAUCGCAUCUAGAGAUUGGUGGCCAGUGCCAAAUCGCCACGAUCAUGUAGGAAAUGCAAUAUCAACAGAUGCCAGCAAUGUUUCGACUCCCCCUUCAACGCCGGCUCUAAAAAAGGAAUCACCGAAAUGGGAGGCAUCACCUCAAGGUUGGCUGGAAGGUAUCGCAGAACCCGCUCUUUCAAACCCAGACUCCGCCUUGCCCCCUACACCUUCGCGGUCAGCUUCCCAAAAACGGGCCAAGAGAGCAUUACGAAAUCCGCAAAAGCAAGCUGCAUGGCUCCAUUGGCACUGCGAUAUAAUACACAACGCACUGGAAAUCUAUCUAGAAGUAGAGGCAAAGAAGGCAGGACGCAUACCCCUUGCCACCCCCAGCGAGACGUCAUUUGACAGAAACGGAAAACUACAAACACCGGCAGUAUCGCUGUGCUCUCACUGCAAUGCGUCUCCCCGGUUUCAUUCGCUCAUGACGAUCGCGUUCUCAGGUGCCAUGCGGCGGAUGUUCAAAUAUUGUGAAUGUCCAUCUAAUACUCUCCCGCUUAGCAUCAUCCAGUCUGGCUACUUUCCGGGGUCACCUGUAAUGCCUCAAGUUGCCUUCCAUUUCGACGUCCUUUCGCUGUAUUCAGCCUUACAUGUGGACUCAUAUACCCUGGCUGCCUCCUUUCAUGCCGCUUUGUUUUCCAUGUUACAAGAGAAUGGCUACGAGUUCACCCACAACGACCCUUUUCUCCAGUCGUUUAGUGAGGCGAUCACUUGGUUCCAGGCCUUACGUGAUUUAGUAGACGUUGAAACGGAGAGAGAAUUCCUCCAUCCCUCAUCCCUUGUGGCGCCUGAUGCACCGCUAUGGUGUUCCGCGCUGGCCGAGUCCGCCGGGUCCAUCCACGCUGUUCCUGCUCACAACGGAGAUCCUUCAGUCGCUACGUCCCAUGGCAUGGUAUCUGUUGACCACGGCAUCCCAACCUUCACAAAGACGUCACAGGAUCUUCCGUCGAUGGUCCCUGAGCGAGCAAGGCUCAUUCACAACCCAUCCAACACCACCGCCAGCCCAUACCUCCGUGCGAGAUGCCCCCAAUGUUUUGGAGGUUUGAUAUGGGGUAGUUCAGCCAACGAAUGUCCUCACGUCAUCGUCGCUAUGGAUGGUAAUAUGCAACAUAGGCAGUACAUGUUCAUUGGAGGAGACAUGGUCCUUCCCUGGAAUGAAACCUGUACAUUCCUCACCGAUGCCGAAAUUGAGGAAGCUGCCCUCCAUGUCUCUGAUGCACGAGCUGCAUCUAGAGGUUGUUCGGAAGAAUCUCGUCCCUCAUCCCUUGUACCGGAUGGUGCUAUUGAUGAAUGUGAAGAAUCACACAGAGCCACAAAACAUGGAAAACGGACUGCCUCGAAAACGGAUACAUUCCGUUUGAAGGGUCUGAUGGCAACUGUAUGCCGUCAUGAUAUCCCCCUUUUCCUCUGCGAUGUACGCACUCCAGGUGAACAGCAGCACUUUUCAAUUGCCAUGCUCCUUGCACUCAACCGCCAACUACCCUCAAACGCCACCAUUGGAUUAAUGUAUGAUGUUGGAUGUGUUCUCGAUCGAUCAAUUGCCAAGUACAAUCUCAUUCCUGAAAUCGCUCCUAGAUUGAGCAUCGCCGUUUCAGUCUUCCAUGCCUAUGCACAUCAAUUCUGUUGUCAAAUCGCAUUUCACCCCUGGAAACGAAAUGGGUUCGGAAAGUCAAACGGGGAAGGAAAUGAGCGGCUAUGGUCCUUAAUUGUUGAUACAAUAGCGCCUGAAUGCAUAAUGAGUCCAGCUAAACGAAUCACAACUAUUGACCACAAAAUCAAGAAGAUUGCGAUCCGUGGCCGAGACCGUCUUGCUUCAUUGGCGAGGUCCAAACUGGCCACCAUUCUCCGUGAGGAGGCGCUUCUGAUGGAUUUUCUUAAAGAUUUGGAGAGUGACAGGGGAUUCACAACUCCUUUCCUUCGAUCCCAGUGGGAAGAGCAAAAGACUUUGCAGCUCUCCGUUCGAACUUACAAUGACCAAGCCGGAAUGAAAAAGUUUGCGAGACUUCUCGAAGCCGAACGGUCAGCGCAAGCACAUUCGGAAGCAUUGGAUGCUGUAAAGAAGGAGUUGGACCGAAUCAGCUUGGCGCAAACACUGUCCCACAGCCCUAUCAAUCUUGACGAACAUUUCCAAGCCGCUCAGCAUGUAUGGUUGUUGCGUGAUGAAUCUCAACAACGCCUACGAGAUCUGACAGCUCAAAUUGGCCUGUCUGAUUUGAAACCUCCAUGA